AUGGGAAAGAGUGUCAUCCUGACAUGGCUUGCAGCCAAUAACAAUCCACCCAGUCACACCUCAUGGAACCUCAUGGAACCUCAUGGAACCUCAUGGAAUCCCAUGGAACCUCAUGGAACCUCAUGGAACCUCAUGGAACAUCAUGGAACCUCAUGGAACCUCAUGGAACAUCAUGGGACAUUAUGGAACAUCAUGGAACCUCAUGGAACAUCAUGGGACAUCAUGGAACAUCAUGGAACAUCAUGGAACAUCAUGGAACAUCAUGGGACAUCAUGGAACAUCAUGGAACAUCAUGGGACAUCAUGGAACAUCAUGGAACAUCAUGGAAUCCCAUGGAACAACACAGAAUCUUCUGGUUGCUGA
Messenger RNA from Macroventuria anomochaeta, 363 nucleotides. RefSeq lists its product as uncharacterized. Bases 1 to 363 code for a protein of 120 amino acids. The transcript has a single exon. The record is from RefSeq and is a predicted model, not a curated record. Lineage: Eukaryota; Fungi; Ascomycota; Dothideomycetes; Pleosporales; Didymellaceae.